Messenger RNA from Phasianus colchicus (ring-necked pheasant), 6133 nucleotides. It is a transcript of the gene TMEM201, whose product is annotated as transmembrane protein 201. NCBI's taxonomy places the organism in Eukaryota, Metazoa, Chordata, Aves, Galliformes, Phasianidae. Gene Ontology annotation, biological process: nuclear migration along microtubule. The record is from RefSeq and is a predicted model, not a curated record. Gene Ontology annotation, cellular component: nuclear inner membrane. Gene Ontology annotation, molecular function: actin filament binding; lamin binding.
GUUGGUGGCGGCGGCGGCGGCGGCGGCGGGGGAGCGGCAUGGACGGAGCCGGGGCGCUGCUGGCCCGCUGCCCCGCCGCCGGGCUGGGCGUCACGGUGUGCGCCGCCGCCGCCGGGCUGCUGCUGUACCGCAUAGCGCGGAGGAAGAAGCCCACACAUGUGACAGUGAACUGCUGGUUUUGUAAUCAGGACACGGUGGUGCCAUAUGGGAAUCGCAACUGCUGGGAUUGCCCCAACUGCGAGCAGUACAACGGCUUCCAAGAGAAUGGAGACUACAACAAGCCCAUCCCCGCUCAGUACAUGGAACACCUUAACCACGUUGUUUCAGGUGCUACAACUUUCUGUGAUCCCACCAAACCGCAGCAGUGGGUGAGCAGCCAAAUUUUGCUUUGCAAGAAAUGCAACAACCAUCAGACUACAAAGAUCAAACAGCUUGCUUCAUUCUCACCAAGGGAGGAGGGCAAAUAUGAUGAGGAGAUUGAGGUGUAUAAGCACCAUCUGGAGCAGACCUACAAACUGUGUCGUCCAUGCCAGGCUGCUGUGGAAUAUUACAUAAAGCAUCAGAAUCGGCAGCUGCGGGCACUGCUGCUCAGCCACCACUUCAAACGCCGUGAGACAGACAAGACCUAUGCUCAGAACUUGUGUUCAUCUUCCUCCACUACUUCCAUAACUACACCAGCUCAGGUGAUAUUUCUGCGGUUCUUGGCCUUCCUCAGCUGUGCAUUCCUGGUUCUGUUGGCCUUGUACGGACCAGGCGACCCUUUCUCACUCAAUGCUGCAGUCCCUGCUCCAGUCUCUUCUAGUCCAGCAUCUGUUCAGAACAGGACUGGCACGAGCUCACAUGCAGACUUAGGAAAUGACACUUCCAUGACGGCGGCAGGCUGGCAGGAGCUGCUCCACAUGCUCCCAGAACAGAUGGUGGAGAACCUGAGCGCUGCAUGGGAUUAUGGAAAGAAUCAUCAGAUGGCAGUUGCUGUUCUUGGGUUGUUCACCUGCCUGCUAGCAAUGUUCUUGGCUGGGCGGAUCAGGCUCCGAAGAAUUGAUGCAUUUGCUUCAGUCUUGUGGUUCAUAGUGAUGAGCCUGCAUUUAGCUGAGAGGUACCUGAAGAUGGAAACACCCAGCUGGCUAGAUACAGCCAAAUUUGGCACCACGUCCCUAUGCUGCUUGGUGGGCUUCACUGCAGCAGUGGCAACGCGGAAAUCAACGGGCCAGCGGAGAUACCGGCCCCGAAGGUACUUCUCCGGGGAUUCAUUUACUCUGUUUCCCAAUGGCACUGGGACUGGCUUCCCUUCCUCUACUACAUCUCUCUUUGUUCCAACACCACCCAGUAUUCUCCAGCUGACAAACCAGCAGCUCUUCAGGUCCCCACGCAGAACUUCUUCUUCCUCUCUCCCUGGACGUCUCAACAGAGCACUCUCUCUGGGUACCAUCCCCUCCUUGGCCAGAGCAGAUUCUGGCUACUUGUUCAGUGGAAGUCGUCCGGCGUCGCAGUCAUCUCAGUCCAAGGAAUCUCCCACAUCAGAGCACUUCUCCCUGCUGUCAGCCAGCUGUGCUCCAUCACGCAUCCCCUCUCCAGCACCAUCAGUGGCUGGCUCUGUGACUUCCAGCUCAGGUUCCUUGCGGUACCGCCGGCCACUCAUCAGCCCUGCCCGACUGAACCUGAAAGGACAGAAGCUGCUCCUUUUCCCAUCUCAGAAUGAGGCCCUGCUCACCCCAACCAGCUCAGAGGCGCACACCCACUCAGACAGCAACAUCUUUACAACUGAGCUGUCCUCGUUUCCGAAAAAGAACCUCAGCGAGCGGGGAAUGCAUGAUAUGAGAUCUGCUGUAGAAGGAGGCAGUAUUUGCAGCAAUAAUUCCAUCAGAAAGGAGGAUCACUCAUCACACUCAUCUACCUGUGUGGUAGAUACAACUACCAAAGGAGAAGAUUUGGUGGGCUGGAGAGGUCAUUUUGGUAACUCUGCUCUCCGAGGUCUGCUGGCAGUGAGUCUGACUCUCAAUGCUAUCUUCACAUCAGCCUACGUCUACCGGAGCCUGCGCUGAUUUGUGCCAACACUUCCUUUCUUACUGGUCCCACCUGCUUCUGAGAAAACUCCUUGACAAGAUGAAUUUAACCACAGUUUCAUAUCUAAUGGCCAUGCCACUGGUGCAUGCUGGUUUUUUUUUUGUUUGUUGGUUUUGUGUUUUUAUAAUGACUGUUAAGUCAGCUGUCAUGACAAGGAACCCUAUUGGCUGCUGCCAUCACUUCCAGGUAGAACAGAUCACAGGAUUGUCCCUGGAGGUGGCGAGCAGAACUCUCAGAAAGCCCUAUAGUUCAAAGCCAGAGGCUGUUCAAAUGUUCCAUACGCUUUCUUUCGAAUGAACUGACCUGAGACAUGAGCCUGAAAAGGUGUACACUGUAAGGAAUGUCCCCUCAGCUCUUUGUCCUGACAUACUAACCUCAUGCUGACGGUGCUGUUAAAACGAGAAUUAGAACAAACGAGCUGAAGAGGACACACAGCUUAGUAGUUGAUGCUGGGCUUUGUCUACAGUAACAGCAUUCUGAACCUCUUUGGCCAGUGGUUCCUCUUUUCCCUUUCCUUUGGCACUCUCUUCUCAAUUACCAACGAACUUUUCUUUGGUUGUCUUAAGCUUGCCUGAUCACAUUGCUUACCCUGACUGCUCUGUCAUAUUUCUUGCAUCUUAUAUGAUCGUGUGCUUCCACCCAGGCUCUGCCCUGAGGCUACUCUCACCAACUGCCAUUCUGAUCUUCCCAGAAACUUCUCUGGUGCAUACCUCCAACCAGUGCUGUUGUAGGGAUGUACAAAUCCAAAGCAGACAUCCUUUUGUGGUUUGCAUUAGAAAGAGGAAACCUAAAUUUUAUUUUGUGCAGGAGACAUUAAUUCUGUUGUAAUAAGAAGGGAUCCCCACUGGAAGGGCUUUAGCUCCCACCUCCAGCUGCUGGUGUUUUCACUGAAGCAGGAGUGGCAUAGCUUGUUCUUGCUGUAAAUUGCACGUAUCUGUUGGGAGGUACUUGAGGAGCUGUCUGAUUGUAUACAUUGUGUAAAACUGGCUCCUCAGUUUGAUUCUGGGAUUUGCAAAGUAAUUAUUUAAGAUAUUUCAUAAACAAAUACCACGGUGCUCUUAGUGAGAGAUGCCAGAGCUGCUUCUGCUUUCUGGAAAGAUAGUUUUUCUAACCCAAAGAAAGUAGCAUUAGGUUUUCAAAAACAGCUUAUAAUUUGAGUGCUUCCACUUCUGGGUGAGUCAUCAGCAUGGCUUAGAGUUCAGGGGCCAUUUAGAGUAUCAUGCUGAGCACUCAAAAUUAUUUAAUACAUCUUAGGAAGAAAAAAAAAACCCACAAUCUUUAUGCCUUGAUUCUUAAAUCCCAAAUACAGAGAGAACUACCAACAUGCCAAGGAUACCUGGUGAAAAGAGAGCCAACUGGCAUACUAGCUAUGUAUUUUCUGAAACUGGACUCACACUGUUAAGAGUUUUUCUAUCGUCUCUUCCUUUGGUCUCCUUUACCUCAAAUAUCCUUUCUCUUCCCUUUCUCUUCAUCCCAUUGUCCUGUGUUUGCAUCUUGAAUUACAGUUAACCUUCCUGUGUCUUCCUCUUGGUCCUGCUUUUGUUCCCCUUAUUGCACUCUUGCAUGUGCACAGAAACACAGCAUCUCUCUGCUGAUAAUUCUCUGCCCUACCCUGAAAUUCACACCCUGGAGUGAUGAUCACCCUUCCUUUCACUUCACUUUUUUACUUGCAUGUUUUAUUGAGAUCCUACCACAGCCUCACUUAGCACCUCACGUGAGCCCAACCCUAAUCAGCAUGCCAUGUAACAAAGUGAGCAGGGCUUUACUGCUGAUUCAAGCUCUGAAAAAUUAAAUCUCUCAUUGUCUCUUCCAUUUCUUCCUGCACUAUUUUAGCAGUCCUCUUCCAGCCACUGCUCCCCAUCCCCCCUUGUUAGUGAGGCUAGUUGUUGCCUACUCUGCAUCUUGCAUGCAGAGGACAGACCUCUGGCCAUGCACUCACUGAGAGACUGCAGAGACCUGGCUGCCAGCAUCCCUGUGCAGAGGUGUAGAUCCAGGAUAAAUACCUGCAGCAGAAAUAACUGGAUGUGCUGCAGGUUGAUGGUUAAUUCUUUUGUAACUUGCAUGAAUUGUUACUUAUAGCUGAACCUGACCCACAGCGUUGCUGUUAUGAGCUUUUUAUCCCCUUUAUAGACUUGUGCAGGCUCACACAAGCAUGUGUAUAGAAAAAAUGCUAGCAAACCAACAUAGAAGCUUCUCCUUAGACCUGUGCUGUUUGCAUUUGAUGUUGUCCAGGUGUAACGUGUGACAUCCCAUUUGUGGAUCCUUGUCCUGACUUCCACCAUACCCAGGGGCUGCCUAUGCAGAGACAAGCCUGCCAGAAAAUACAGUGGUUUUGCUUUUUAUUACGCUGACAGAAGCGCACUGUGACUUCAUGUAUGCAAACUUCCUACUUUCACCUCCCAGUCUGCGCUGAGUUCAUUUACCAUCACACUCACCUGGGGCCCAAGUUGGUCUCUGUCUCUACCAGAUUGCAAUAUAGAAAUUCCCCUCCUUUCCAGCAACGAAGGAGCUGCACCCUCUGAAUGCACCUCUUGUUGCCCAGAGCAGGAAUGCUUUAAGCUGUUACUGCACUUCUGAAUCCACUCACUGAAGCUGUUCUUAGAUGAGCAUGUGGUGACCUUGUCCAAAGCAAUAUAAAGACUUUGGAUUUUAUUGCUGAAGAGGGAAGACAACCAACUUUCUCAUUCUGGUGCUAGAAUACUCUCCAGUGGUGCUUUCACAGAUGUGAAGCCUUUGCUUGAGUAGUACACAAGAGUAUAUGUGUGUAUGUGUGUGCGUGCAUAUGUAUGAAAACAUUUGGAGGGUUUCUUCCUUUUGAAAGAUCUGAACCCACGUUUGUCUUUAUAUUGUUGGCCUUAAUCUAGCUCCUAGAUACUGUGUCUAUCUUGCUGCUGUUUUCUGUAUGAAGCUGGUUUGGAGGAGAGGAAAGAUCAUCUGGUUCCCCUGUAAAAUAUUGUUGACUGGUGAUGCUGAUCUUCAUACAGUGUUGUUUGGGGGUGAAAUUUUAUUUUUCUAAUGUUUUUCCUACUGUAAAAAAACUGUUGGAGUGUUUGGAACUGAAAAGAUCAUUAUGAAACGGACUGUCUGAUUUAAAGAUUUUAGUGCUACUUAAUAAAAACCACAAUCAAUCUUAAGGUGGAACAUAAAUGAGCUCCAUUUCCAUUCUCUGCCUUCCUCGGAACAUUGUACUUCUUUGGGUGUGGGCUUGUUAGUUAUGUUAUGAGACUUGGCAAAGACUUUUAAUGAUUUUGUUGUUCUGAAUUAGGAAGGAUUUGGAUUCUAGAACCUUGUUCCAGUUCUGCAGCAUGGGUGCAGCUUGGCAGAUGCCAUAGAUGUGAUACACAUACCUAUUUGAUGGCACGGAUGGAACCAGUCGCUGAUUUCUGAAAGUCAUCUUUUACCACAAAGCUUAGACAUGAAGUUGGUCACUGUGGCAACGUGGUAAAACUUAUUGCUGGCAUCCAUGGGCCAGAUUCACUGGAAUUUUGCCUGUCUGCUCAAGCAACAAAUUCAGCUUGUGAAUGUUUUGUUCUCACUCUCUUCUUGGGUAGUGGGAACAUCUGUAAACGCUGCUGAACUGCCUGGGUUCCUUUAAACAAGGCAGCUGAAAUGAAGGGCUUGUGUUGCCUGUGGAUGCUGCUAUGUUCUUUUUCUUCCAAGUACCAUUCCAGGAAAUAACUGUGGUCUUAACCUCUAUCACACACAUCUGUUAGAAGGCUAGAAAGGGCCAGUUUGGCCAAUGAGAGUUAAAUUUUAAUUAUGUAUAUAUACAUACACACACGUGUGUGUUUAUAUAUACGUGCACAUAUGCACAUUGCAAUAGAGAGUAAUCAUCACUGUUUUGAAUGGAAUUGGUAUCUAGAAAGGGUGUGGAGGACAAUUUUGAGUCCUAAACCUUAUUUCCUGAGACAGAAACGCUGUAUGUCAUGUAUGUGUACUUGUUUGGGGAGCUCUGACACUGUACAGUUUAGUUAAAUUGUACUCCAGGGGGAGACACUGUUCCUCGGAGGUUUUUAGUUCAUACUUUGUGUUUAAAGAGGAAUAUUUUUCUUUAAAAAAUAAAAAUGGA